Myxocyprinus asiaticus (Chinese sucker) is the source of this 2350-nucleotide messenger RNA. RefSeq names its product E3 ubiquitin-protein ligase TRIM39-like. NCBI's taxonomy places the organism in Eukaryota, Metazoa, Chordata, Actinopteri, Cypriniformes, Catostomidae. Gene Ontology annotation, molecular function: zinc ion binding; protein binding. The record is from RefSeq and is a predicted model, not a curated record. The coding region runs from base 210 to 1604 and encodes 464 amino acids. The transcript has 6 exons.
UCUCUCUGGCUCAUACUCUCAGUUGGACACGGAAAUGUGAUUGCGUAUUUUUUAUUUUAUAUUUUACAGAAGCGCUAUUAAUAACUUUUUAAGUAAUAAGCAUUUCUGCAUUUUGAAGUGAAGACAUAUGGAGACAUCUUAAAGCGAUCCAUUUACAUUGAAUGUAUCAGGAAGCAGUAGAUAAAAGGAGUGUCUCUUUAUAAAAUAAAAUGGCUUCUAAAAACUCCUUCUGCACAGAGGAUCUCUCCUGUCCUGUAUGUCUCCAUAUUUUCCAGGAUCCUGUCGUCUUACCGUGCAGUCACAGUGUUUGUAGAGGUUGUCUGCAGCGCUUCUGGAGCAGUAAUAGACAGCAAUGUCCGAUUUGUCGGAAACGAUCGAAAUCGAGCAGUCCUCCAUCUAACUUGGUGUUAAAGAACGUGUGUGAGUCUUUCCUGCAGGAACGCAGUCAGGGGGCUUCAACAGAGCUGUUCUGCAAUCUGCACAAUGAGAAACUCAAACUCUACUGCCUUGUGGAUAAACAGGCUAUUUGUGUAGUAUGUCUAUCUUCUAAGAUUCAUAAAAAUCACGACUGCUGCCCUGUAGAUGAGGCUGCACAUGACCAGAAGGAGGAACUCAAGAGUGCAUUGAGGUCUUUACGAGGGAGGCUUGAUAAAAUGCAAGAAAUCGAGGUGACCUGUAAUCAAUCAGCAAAUCACAUUAAGACACAGGCCAAUCAAACAGAGAGGCAGAUUAAAGAGGAUUUUAAGCGGCUUCAUCAGUUUCUCCAUGAUGAAGAGACAACCAGGAUAGCUGCUCUGAGGGAUGAAGAGAAGCAGAAGAGUCAGAUGAUAAAGCAGAAGAUCGGGGAGAUGAGCAGAGAGAUAACAUGUCUUUCUGACACCAUCAGAGCUGUGGAAAGUGAGCUGAGUGCUCCAGAUGUCCUCUUCCUACAGAACUUCACGAACACAAUGAAAAGAGCCAAGUGCACACUGCCUGACCCAGAGAUGGUUUCUGGAGCGCUUCUCCAUGAGGCGAAACACCUGAGCAACCUUCAGUUCAGGAUCUGGAGCAAAAUGCAAGGGAUUGUUCAGUAUGCUCCUGUUACUCUGGACCCAAAUACUGCAAAUCCAAAACUAAUACUGUCUGAGGAUUUGACCUGCCUGAAAAUCUCUCCUGAGAGGCAGCACUUUCCUGACAAUCCAGAGAGGUUCGACAGAUUUGCAUGUGCCCUGGGCUCUGAGGUAAUUAAUUCGAAUGUGCACAGCUGGGAUGUUGAUGUUGGAGAGUGUACAUACUGGAUCCUGGGGGUGAUUACACAGUCAGUGCAGAGGAAGGAGGUGGGUUUCUGGAAUGGAGUAUGGUGUUUGCAGUUCCAUAAUGGUGAUUAUGAGACCUACUCUCCAGGGAAGGUGUGGUCUCUCCUUGAUGUAAAGAAAAGGCCACAGAGGGUCAGAGUGCAGAUGGACUGGGACAGAGGAAAAGUGUCUUUCUUUGACCCAAUCACUGACACACAUCUACAUACUUUAAUGAACACUUUCACUGAAGGUGUCUUACCACUCUUUCACAAUGGUUGUAAACACUCUACUCUGAAGAUUUUACCUUCAAAAUAUCAUGUGUUGGUGUAAUAGUACAGUCAGAGAUACUAUGGCCUGAACUUAUUUGACAUCAGUUUGAUACAGACAUGAAUGUGGAAUCUUACAUUUUAUACAGUUUAAUUAAUCCUUUUUACAGAAGCAUUGUGAAUCUGCCAAAAAUUAUAUUGACAUAAUGAUGCUUGCUGUAUGCUUAGUCAUAAAUUGUUUCAUGCUAGGGACAAAAGAAAACAAAUGUAAGCAAAGAAGUGGAGAAAAAAAAAGCCAGGAAGUUUUUUAUUUUUUAUUUUAUUUUUUAUGUCUUUUUCUCAGUAUUACUUGAGGUAUAGAAUAAAAUGCAUAAAAACAUAAAAAAAAAAAAAGAAAAAAAAAAAGCUUUAACAGCACUUGUAGCUUUGAUUAUGGUUGUAGGAAUACAGCUGCACACUAAGAACUUGUUACACUUACUACUGUGAAAUACAAUGUUUAACAUUAAUGUUUUUGAUUAUUCCUCAAAAUUCCUUCCUCACAGUUAAACAUCAAUCUAUAAAAUGUAUUUAUAGCAUUUAUUAGGAGGACAAAGAACUGAUCAGGCAAGUGUACAUGCAUUCAAAUGCAUCAUGCUCUUUGUACUGUCUGUCUGUUUGAACACGGAAUGUUUACUAUGUUAGUGAAAAUUGAAAAAUACUGUCUGUUACAGAUGUGGUGUUUUGGUCUUAAUCAGUGUUGCUAAUCUGUUACAUUCAUAUUGAUCCUACAUCAAAAAUGCAUUUAAUAAACUAAUAAAAAAUUACACUUCA